AUGAACUCCGAAGACGAGGCGCUUACCAACUUCUACAACGAGCGUGUGUUGGCACACCGACGACUACUUUCGACAAACGAGACGCUGUGGGCAAAGUUUCAGUGGUCCGGCUGGAGCAUCUCGCUGCUGGUCCUGGCGGCUACUCUGUUCUACCGAGCGUAUGGCCAGGAAACAACUCUUGACGCUGUCGUGACAUCGGCGGGCAACAUCCUGCUCGAAGCGCUCGUCUAUAUACUACCCGCCCGUCUAAUUUUUGCCCUCGACAGCUGGGUCAACCCGUUUCAGCCGAUGAACGAGAGCAACACCCACACGGCCAAGAGCGAUGCAAUGCGCCGCGUAAUAGGGCUGGGCCGUCCCGGAGGCAUGAUGGCAUCAGUUCUCAAGGCUAGAAGCCGCGCGCUGUCAGCCACAGGUAGUGUCUUUGGCAUAAAGACGCAAUCCGGUGGGCCGCCAGGGCUGGGGAACAUUGAUAACUCGUGCUACCAAAACAGUAUUCUACAAGGAUUGUCCUCUCUCGAUUCGAUACCCGAAUUUCUGUCGACAUGCCUCAAGAAUCUGGACGCUGAGCAAUCCAACAACAGUGUCGCUCAAACUUUGAAAACACUCAUUUCCGAUCUGAACGACUUCGAGAAUUACGGACAGACUUUGUGGACGCCAGGUGUCCUAAAAUCGAUGAGCACAUGGACGCAGCAAGAUGCGCAAGAAUACUAUUCGAAAAUAUUGGACGACAUUGAAAAGGGUGUGACCAAGGCAGUGCGGGAAAGUCGGCCACAGCGUGGACUGAAACGUGACGCACCAGUCAAGGACGAUGCCACGCCCAGCGAAAACAGCGACGACAGUGGAUACCAAAGCGUCAGCCCUGACCCAAGGUUGUCCGAUAUGAAGCUGAUUCGGAAUCCCUUGGAGGGGCUACUCGCGCAACGAGUGGCAUGUAUACGAUGUGGCCACUCGGACGGGAUCUCCAUGAUUCCUUUCAACUGCCUGACACUAAGCCUCGGGCUAGAGAAACACCAACAUGAUCUCUACGAACGUCUAGAUGCUUACACCAAGGUCGAGGCUAUUGAGGGUGUCGAAUGCCCGAAAUGCACACUUUUGAAGUCACAGGGGCUUUUGACGAGCCUCUUGGAAAAGAUGAAGCAGAGCAAUAUGCCGGAGGCGCAGCUGACUGACUCGAUACGGCGGUUGGAGGCAGUCAAUCUUGCGUUGGAGGAAGACGACUUUGACGAAAACACGCUGCGCGGCGCCUGCAAAAUCUCACCAAAAAGCAUAGUGACGACGACCAAGACGAAACAAAUAGUGAUUGGCCGCCCGCCGCAGUCGCUGGCUGUGCAUAUGAAUCGCUCUGUGUUUGAUCCAGCCACGUUUGACAUGAUUAAAAACUCGGCACCCGUGCAUUUUCCCAUGACGCUGGAUCUUGGCCCGUGGUGUCUGGGCAGCUCGGGCGGCAAGGCUGGCAGCGUCGACGGCGAGGAGCUGUGGCCGACAGGGUCGAUGGCUUCUUUGAUUGCGGGGGACAGCAGCCGCUCGCGGCUCUCUGGCCCAAUUUACGAGCUGCGCGCAGCUGUUACGCACUAUGGCCGGCACGAGAAUGGUCACUAUAUAUGCUACCGCAGGUAUCCGCGGUCUGCACCGAGCAGUCAGACUCCUAGCGAAAAGAUGGAAGGUGCAGAAACAGCAGCAGAAGACGCUGCGGAGGAACAAACAGAACAAGUACCCGAGAAGACUGCACCAGAGAUAGCGUCCGAGCCAAAGGCUGCAGCCGGAUUGUCAGACGAAUCUUCUACGCGCAAUGAAAGAGUCGCCGAAGAAGGUCAAACGUCUGGAACUCAGAAUGAUGCAGAGGACGCAGGACAACAGGCCACUGCCGAUACAGACACCAAGGUUGAGGAGUCGGCUGAGGAAUCAAGCGAUGCCGUCGCGGCGGGCGAGCCGACAUGGUGGCGACUCAGCGACCACAACGUCAGCAAAGUCACCGACGAAACAGUCAUGUCGCUGUCGCCUGGCGUCUUUAUGCUCUUUUACGAAUGCAUCGACCCUAGCAUGGUUCUCGACGCCGAGGAAGACGAGAUGCAGGAUGCCGAAACGAGCUUGCCGCGGAGCGUCCAUUACGAGGCCACGGCGCUUGACUCGCCGGCCGGUCUCGACUCGGAGGGCGAGGAUGAGCGCACAAUGACGUCGGCCGCGUCGACGAUGACGGAUACGGAUAAUCGGUCAGACAGCAGCGCGACGGAGACGGACAAUACGACGGUCGGUACGGCUGAAUCGGUGUCUUUUCCGGACAGUGAUGCCGAGGAAGCAAAGGCUUGA
Molecule: messenger RNA, 2307 nt
Organism: Akanthomyces muscarius
Lineage: Eukaryota; Fungi; Ascomycota; Sordariomycetes; Hypocreales; Cordycipitaceae
Exons: 1
Coding region: 1-2307 (768 amino acids)
Biological process (GO): protein deubiquitination
Cellular component (GO): nucleus; cytosol
Molecular function (GO): cysteine-type deubiquitinase activity; cysteine-type endopeptidase activity
Source: RefSeq, a predicted model, not a curated record